Molecule: messenger RNA, 363 nt
Organism: Rodentolepis nana
Lineage: Eukaryota; Metazoa; Platyhelminthes; Cestoda; Cyclophyllidea; Hymenolepididae
Source: the annotation of a GenBank genome assembly
AUGGGGCAGGUGGUAAGAUAUGAAGCAAAUGUUCAAAUGCAUGGAAUAUGGGGACGAAAUUGUGAUAGUGCCUAUGCGGUUUCCCCCUUCCAUAUAGCUCCACCUCCACAAAAUGCCCAACUGCAGCACAUUGCGGCCAACUGGGCACGUCUUACGUGGGAGGCGGUCAAUGCUUCGAAAGCAGAAGUGGUUAAAUAUCAGGUUCAUUGCAGAAACAGCAGUUCAGAAUGGAAACAAUUUAAAACUACUUGGCUCGUAUUCGACCUUCCACUUGAUGAUGAUAUUGUAGAGGCCAGAGUCCGUGCUUUUCAUAUGCUCUGCAAUAUACGCGAUAGCAAAAUUCUUGGUGAAAUGUCAUGGUAA